CUCACAGUUGCUGGGAACAAUCUGUCCAAAAUUUUCGGGAACAAGAAAAUGAGCAUCCUCAUGCUGGGCUUAGACGCCGCCGGAAAAACCACCAUCUUGUACAAGCUGAAGCUGGGACAGUCGGUCACGACCACUCCCACGGUGGGCUUCAACGUGGAGACCGUCACCUACAAGAACGUCAAAUUCAAUGUCUGGGAUGUUGGCGGCCAGGUCAAGGCUCGUCCCUUGUGGUCGCACUUCUACCAGGGCACGCAGGGACUAAUCUUUGUGGUGGACUGUGCCGACCGGGACCGCAUCGACGAGGCACGGCAGGUGCUGCACAAGAUCAUCAAAAACAUCGAGAUGCGCAAUGCCAUCAUACUGGUCUUUGCUAACAAGCAGGACCUGCCCAACGCCAUGAAGCCGCACGAGAUCCAGGAGAAGCUCGGGCUGACGAGGAUCCGAGACCGAAACUGGUACGUGCAGCCGGCGUGCGCCACGACGGGCGACGGGCUCUUCGAGGGUCUCACGUGGCUCACAUCCAACUGCAAGUUCUGAGGCCGGCGGCAUCGA
Molecule: messenger RNA, 552 nt
Organism: Rhipicephalus sanguineus (brown dog tick)
Lineage: Eukaryota; Metazoa; Arthropoda; Arachnida; Ixodida; Ixodidae
Product: ADP-ribosylation factor 6
Exons: 4
Coding region: 49-537 (162 amino acids)
Biological process (GO): intracellular protein transport; vesicle-mediated transport
Cellular component (GO): cytoplasm
Molecular function (GO): GTPase activity; GTP binding
Source: RefSeq, a predicted model, not a curated record